UGACAUUGUUAAGCUUUCAUCUCAAUACCAUUUAAUUUUAAUUACACUUAAAAGUACAACAUGCCCUGUAUGUCCUCAGUUACUAAGAAUUUUGAAUGCAUAUGGCUUAGAUCUCGAAUGCAAUCAUUAUAUUGAUCCAUUCACAAAUGAAAUGCGAGAAAUUGAUCCAAUAGAAAAAAAGUUCUAUAGAUUACUUUUAAAACAGGAUGCAUAUUAUGUCAUCCUUUGCCCUGGUACAGAUGAAGAAGUGAGAGAAAUUCAAGAAAGAACACCAUUUUUAAAUUAUCCCUUCAUUUCUUCUGAAGGUAACGGGAAAAGUUUAGCAAAGGCGUUAAAAGUACAACUAUCUGAACAUGAAUUUAUGCCUGCAAUUUUGGAAAUUGAAAACGAGACAUUGUCGGUCAACACAAUCUAUAUUGGUCGUGGUCCAGGCCUCUACUUUCAUCGUUAUUUAUUUAAAAGAUUAAUUGAUGCAAGAUAUCAUCAGGAAUCAAAUGGUAUUUGUUCACUUAGAGAUGCACAUGAAAUCGUCAAUUUGCUUAAACGCAGAGCAGUCAAAUGUCAAGAAAAAAGACUUGUACCACCACCCAACUGGAUAAAUCAUAGUACUUGUAAUAACAAUGAUAAGACCAAGUUAUCUACGAGCAUAAACACGCUUGUAAAAGAAGAAAUACAAACGAUUGAUGAAGGCACUACUACUAUUCAUUCAAGUAGUGAAAAGAGACUAACAUCAUCGUCAAGUAUAAAUGAUUUACCUCCAGAAUUAUUUGAAAUUAUUUUCUCUUUUUUUGAAGAUGACAUAAGUUCUUUAGUAAAAGCUUCAGAGGUCUCUGAUCAAAGCCUUGAUCGCUGGGAAGGCAAUCCCGAAGGUAUCCCUUAUCGAGAAUUAUGCAAACGUGUAUCUAAAUUGAGAUGUCUACUGUUUAAUAUUACUGAAUGGACAAGCUAUUGGAGUCCGCGUAGAUUUUUUAGAAGCAAAUAGAUUUUUUUUUUCGUUCAAAUCUUUCAUUAAAAAAAAAAAAAAAGGUACAAACUACAUUGUUUAAUUUUUUAGUUUAGUUUAAUAUAUAGAAUAAGGGAGUUUUUCUUCUUUAAGACCAGCCAAUAUAUUUUCAAGUGUCAUAUUUGCCAUAUUUUCUCUUGUUUCCAUAGUUGCACUACCCACAUGAGGUAAAAUUAAACAAUUGGGAAACGAAUAUAAUUUAUGAGUAGGUGGUAAAGGUUCAGGAGUAGUAACAUCCAAGCCAACUGCGCCAAUUAAAUUCUCCUCAAGGGCCCGAACUAUAUGACAACCCUAUCAGUAUACAUACACACACACACAUAUAUAUAUAUGUAAAUCUUCAAAUAAU
Messenger RNA from Cokeromyces recurvatus, 1349 nucleotides. RefSeq lists its product as uncharacterized. The record is from RefSeq and is a predicted model, not a curated record. Lineage: Eukaryota; Fungi; Mucoromycota; Mucoromycetes; Mucorales; Mucoraceae. The transcript has 3 exons. The coding region runs from base 152 to 982 and encodes 276 amino acids.